AUGGAGAGGAGCCAACUUGUCAACAUGAGGCAGGCCCUUUUUGAUGAGGGAUUUCUUGGCGAACAGUUUGUUCGGCUGGAGGAACUGCAAGAUGAUUCUGAACCCAAAUUCGUAGAAGAAAUGAUUACAUUGUUCUUCAGUGAUUCUGCUCGAUUGAUUCAGAAUAUAGAGCAAGCCUUGGAGAAAACUCCUAUGGACUUCUCUGAGUUGGACAACCUCUUGUCUCAGGUCAAUGGACAGUGUUUAAGCACUGGAACCAAGAGGGUGCAAAAUGAAUGCACACAAUGCAGGGAGCACUGCAAGGCAGAAGAUGAAGAAGGAUGCAGGAGGGCCUUCCAACGGCUCAAGGAAGAACGUGCAACUCUCAAGCACAAGCUUGAUGCUUAUUUUCAGUUGGCAACACAAAUCGGACCUGUGGAGACCGGGAGCCCCUCCAGCUCCAAGUGAGGACUCAACUGAAGCAUUGAUCAGUUGAUGGUUUGGAGAGAUCAACGUAAUUGUAAGGCUGCACUAGGCUGGGUUUU
Molecule: messenger RNA, 524 nt
Organism: Diospyros lotus (date-plum)
Lineage: Eukaryota; Viridiplantae; Streptophyta; Magnoliopsida; Ericales; Ebenaceae
Product: pseudo histidine-containing phosphotransfer protein 2-like
Exons: 6
Coding region: 1-447 (148 amino acids)
Biological process (GO): cytokinin-activated signaling pathway; phosphorelay signal transduction system; phosphorylation
Cellular component (GO): cytoplasm; nucleus
Molecular function (GO): protein histidine kinase binding; histidine phosphotransfer kinase activity
Source: RefSeq, a predicted model, not a curated record